CUCGGCUAUUGUGGUGGCGGCGCUCUCAACACGGCCGCCGCCAACAUGGAGAUGACGAAGAACGGUAGGCCGGAGUCUCGUCCGAAAGAUGGAAAUCGGGGACGUGAAGGGAGCUCUUGUGCACCUAUUUCAAAUCGUGAUGGAAGCGGACGAGGCGACGAUAGCCGGGCACGCCGUAGCUCCAGAGAGCGUGAGCGUUCGCGUUCUCGAGGACGAACAUCAGCUUCGAGCCAGCAGGAUGGACGCCAUGGUGACAGAAGAGGCAUAAAUCGCUCCUUGGAUCGAUCCCAUCGAACUCAGCGGAGUCAAGAGAGGUCCACACUUUCAAACCGACGACGCCACGAGAGUCCCCCUAGACGGAAUUCCAGUCCGCAUCGCAGGCAUUCACCUAGACGUGGCACAACUUCUCCAAGGCGGCAUAAUAGCCCCUCGCGACGUGAUUCCAGCCCGACCCGCAGGAACGUCAGUCCUCACAGACGAAACCACAGUCCACAACGGCAACGCUCUCCAUGGGGACGAGACAAGCGGUCUCCGCCUCGUCCAAGUCCCCGAAAUGAAAACCUUGCUCCGCGCUCCGGCGACAACAGCGCCCUCGAUCGCCUGCAGAAGAGUCCAGAUCCCUCCAGAGGUUCCAUCCCUGCGAAACUCCAAUCGACCAUCUCGUCCUUCGCUCCGACGUCCCGGGAGGCUGAUCGUUGUGCAUCCUUCCAAGACAAGUCAACUCAGAGUGAGGUACAUUGCCGCGACGGUCAGGACGCCACGGGCACUCUCGACAAGUUGACGAGCCGAUGUCGGUCUGCCGACGACCGGCACACAUCGGCAGAAAACGGCGCGUCCGCCCGUGUCGAGGAAACGCACAACCCAUCAAGGGAUGACAUAUCCAGUGCAUCCAAAGCACGGCAAAGUGCUCUGAAUGAACACUGGAAGAAGUCGUCGAAGAACGAUUCCAAGGAGUGCAAGGAUGGAUCCAAGCGCCAGGAAGCGUCGAGUCAUGGGACGGAGAAGUCGGUCAAGGAGCGCGUUCGCUUUGCAGAAGACUUGGUCGACCAACCGCGCAAGUCAAGAUGGUCGUCUACUGUGCCCAAGGACUCGGACGAAGUGCGAAAAGAAGAUCGCAAGGAUAAACCCCGACUCCAUGGCGUCGUCGACGGUGGCGACUUGAUCACUGACACAGGCAUCGAACCUCUUGCGAAAAAGCAGCGGCUCAAGAAAGAAGAGAAACCUGCGCGGCCACCCCGACCUGUGUACACCGACCCGAUGACCGAGGUGUGGGCACAGAGCUGGACCAAUGUGUGGCAAAAGCAUCGCGAAGCCAACCGAAUGGAGACCAAGUGCCUGGUUACAAAGGGCGAUGUCAGCAUUGCGUCGUUCAUGGUGUCUCUCGCCGAAUCGGAGCUCGCGUUGAUCGGCCAACGCAUCCAAGCCCAUGAGGCACGGCUGCAACAACGCGAGCGAGAUGGCAUCGUCGAUGACGACUUGACCGUCCUCCCACCGUCACCGCCCGAUGAUGAAACGUAACGAAACAACGAUUGAAUUUGAAACGGUCGUAACUUGCGUGAAA
Molecule: messenger RNA, 1561 nt
Organism: Aphanomyces invadans
Lineage: Eukaryota; Oomycota; Saprolegniomycetes; Saprolegniales; Verrucalvaceae
Exons: 2
Coding region: 46-1518 (490 amino acids)
Source: RefSeq, a predicted model, not a curated record